This is a messenger RNA of Dermacentor andersoni, 1065 nucleotides long. RefSeq names its product NUBP iron-sulfur cluster assembly factor 2 (gene Nubp2). The record is from RefSeq and is a predicted model, not a curated record. Gene Ontology annotation, biological process: iron-sulfur cluster assembly. Lineage: Eukaryota; Metazoa; Arthropoda; Arachnida; Ixodida; Ixodidae. Gene Ontology annotation, cellular component: cytosol. Gene Ontology annotation, molecular function: ATP binding; ATP-dependent FeS chaperone activity; 4 iron, 4 sulfur cluster binding.
CACCUGGUGGAUCCUCACUGCUGAUCAUGCUGCUGAUUAUGCGUAUAUCUCCAUGCAACUGACGCACCUUGUAAAGCAUGGAGGCUCGAAUGGCACAAGCAGGCGACGGCGACCGCAUACUAGCCGGUGUACAGCACGUCAUCCUGGUGCUCUCCGGCAAAGGUGGUGUCGGCAAAAGCACCGUCGCCGUGGAGCUGGCGAUGACGCUGGUGUCCAUGGGAAAAAAGGUUGGCCUGCUGGAUGUGGACCUCUGUGGACCAAGCAUUCCCAAGAUGCUCAACCUGGAUGGACACAGCAUCCACCAAUGCCCACAGGGGUGGGUUCCAGUGUAUGCAGAUGCCAGCCAGCGACUAGCCGUGAUGUCCAUCGGGUUUCUGCUGUCUGACAAAAAUAACCCCAUCAUCUGGAGGGGGCCCAAGAAGCAUGCCAUGAUCCGGCAGUUCCUGGCUGACGUCUGCUGGGGCGAGCUGGACUACCUGGUGGUCGACACGCCUCCAGGCACGUCGGAUGAGCACAUGUCCACGGUGGAAGUGCUACGUGGACUGAAUCCUGACGGUGCCAUCCUAGUCACGACACCGCAGGCACUGUCAGUGGCAGACGUGCGGCGGGAGGUGACGUUUUGCCAAAAGACGGGGCUGCCUAUACUGGGAAUUGUGGAGAACAUGAGUGGCUUCGUCUGUCCCAACUGUGUGGAAUGCAACAACGUCUUCUCCAGCGGGGGCGGAGAGGAGCUUGCCAAGAUGGUCAACGUGCCCUUUUUGGGACGCAUUCCUUUGGAGCCAAGGCUCGCCGAAUGCAUGGAGCAUGGCACCAACUUUAUGGACAAGUUUGCCGAUUCUGCCACGGCUGCAGCUUUCAAGGAGGUGGUGGCGAAAGUGGCAUCUUGAUUCACGGUUCUGGUUCCACAUGCCAUCAAGCUAGGAAGGUAUGGCAGCCCAGAGACCAUGUGAGCAAGUCUGUGAUGCGUCUGAAGAAAGUUCACAGAAAUUUAUACCACCAGAAGAGACCUCUGUGAGAUGGUGCCUGUACCAUAGUGUAAAUACAGCUGAAUACAGCUUUCGUAAA